Molecule: messenger RNA, 2476 nt
Organism: Cyprinus carpio (common carp)
Lineage: Eukaryota; Metazoa; Chordata; Actinopteri; Cypriniformes; Cyprinidae
Product: tetraspanin-15
Cellular component (GO): membrane
Source: RefSeq, a predicted model, not a curated record
UUUAAAAGGUUUGUCCAGCACGUUGUUUGGUGGGACGGAAGUUGGGAUAAGAGUACACCUAGCUGCUGCUGAUGUGCUUUUCAAAACAAUUCAUUGGAGUCGACUGCAAAGCUGAACAUUUGAUGGAAGUGCUCGUUAUGCAUUCAGACGGGUCUUAGGCUCUUUAUAACAGACUGCCGUCUCUCUAAGAACAAAGGCUCAUUGAGUCUUACCGGCAACGGCUAACAUCUGAAUACAUGGAAAUCUCAGACUAACUGAAACCAAUUAAUGCUGUCACCAUGCCGUCUUACGAAGAAUGGAGAAAAACCAUUCACUUCUAUUAUUUCGUUAAAUUCUCUCUAAAUGUCUAUUCAAUGCUGUUCUCGUUGCUUGGUCUGUGCGUGCUCUGUAUUGGAGUGUAUGCAGAAGUGGAGAGGCAGAAGAAUCGCACCCUGGAGGGGGUGUUUUUGGCUCCUGCUGUGGUCCUCAUACUGCUGGGUCUCGUCAUGUUCACUGUGUCUGUGAUGGGUAUGGUGGGAUCCCUCAGGGAUAACAAGACUCUGCUGCACAUGUUCCUGUGUGUGCUGUGUGUUCUGCUGGCUCUCCAGGCUAUUGCCCUCAUCAUUGCCCUGAUCUUUGAAAAGACGACAAUCAAAUUGUUUCAGAAUAGUAUACGAGAAGGAAUCAAGCACUACUAUGAUGACCUGGACUUCAAAAACAUAUUGGACUACGUGCAAGAGAAGUUUUCUUGUUGUGGAGGAGAUGAGUACAAGGAUUGGGAAGUAAACCAGUACCACUUCUGCAAUGGCACGAGUCCUUUGGCCUGCGGUGUUCCCUACACCUGCUGCAUCCGUCAAAGUGUCGGAGAAGUUGUGAACACACUCUGCGGCUACAAAACUCUCAACCAGCAGCGUGAAACUUUAGAUGGCAUAAUUCAUGUGCGUGGCUGUAUCCAUGCUGUGAACCUGUGGAUGGGGGACAACAUUGGAGCUACUAUUGGAAUUUGCUGUGCGGUUGGACUACCACAGCUUCUUGGUAUUCUCUUGAGCUGUGUCUUCUGGAAUCUUUUGGUGGAGAUGAGUGAAUCUGAAGACAUGGUGGACUUUAAGAUCCUGAAACGUGCCGGUUUCAAGUACAGAGAACUGGACCUCUCGGGUGCUGGAUGGUGUAUGUGUCUACCUCGUGACGGAGGCUACCUGCCUGUUCCUGUAGCAGAGCCUGACAGCUGGGCUCCAGACCCCAUCCCUUUUUACCUGGAACAAGAACAGCCCAAAAUAUCCUUUUCACAUUCACACCUUAAGAGCCAAAUAUCAAAAUCAGGUAUGGGAAUGGAUGAAGUGGACAAUCGAGCUUAAGAACCACAAAGAAAAAGAGGCUGCAUCUUAUUUUUUUUUAUUUGAUUUGUAUAUAAAAAAGUACACACUGUGUGUUAAGAUAAAGUGAGUUAGUUGCACUAAAUGUUUUUAGGCAUGAAAAAAGGAGAGGUUUGUAUAAAACAUUUCAUAAUAGAUGGAAUCAAGUUAGGAGAUUUCCACCCGCUUGUAUUUAUCAAACUUUUAAGAACAGUUUACACAGUCAAUUGUUUUUCACCAUUUUAGUUCAUUCUGUGUUUUAUGGGAUUAAGUUGUUUUAUUAGUCAUUUUGUUGUAUAUAUUAUUGUAGUUCAUAAGGUACAUAGAGAGGACUCUAUGAAUUAAUUGUUGGCAAUCAAUUAAAUUUUUUUUUUUUAUGAUUUUAAUGCAAAAUUAAGGCGUAUAUUACGAUGACUUCAGGGAAAUCGCUAGCUUUGGAAUUCGUUAAAGAUUAUCAAUGUUUUGACUGGCAUUCAUCUCUACUAGAUGCAUUGUUUCUAAAAACUUUUAUAUGCACAAUUUAAUUGUUUUUACAUUACGCUAUUGUCAUGAGCCCAAAUUUCCAAGAAAAAAGGAACAUUUGGGAUUAGUAUGGAUCUGCUUUAUCUUUUAAAAAGCAUGAGGUUUGUGUAAUGCUGACAUUUUUAAUGGUAAUAAGUACCAAUGAAAUUAUUAUUUAUUAAAGUGUUGCCUUAAGUACAACAGAAGCUUUUUCCCUGAGUACCUCAGGCUAUUCUACAAUAGCCACAUUAAUUUGCAGGUAGGAUUUUUUUAAAUGAAGGGAGACCUGGUACCACUACUUGAAGUUUUAUUUGUCUUUAAGUAAUGUUCAUAAUGAACUUUUAGCUGUUGAAAACCUCUGUUUUAAAUGUGUAGUUCAAGUUUCAUCUUUUUUACUGUUUAGGAAGAUAAAAAAAAAAAAACUUUUAGCAUGAAUGUUGUCAUAAUUACAACUGUCUUCCAUUAACGUAUAAAACCUGCCUUUUAGUUGCCAGUAGCCUUUUUGAAAUACCUCACAAUCGCACCUCUUUGCUAAUAGACCUUUUCAGGAUGAUGCUAAAGAUGGACUGCUGCGCUCCAGCUAAUGUAGCUCUGGUUUUGUAGUAACAUUAAUGUGACUUUCAAUAAAAUUUGCUUGAAUUAAU